Dermatophagoides farinae (American house dust mite) is the source of this 2646-nucleotide messenger RNA. The record is from RefSeq and is a predicted model, not a curated record. NCBI's taxonomy places the organism in Eukaryota, Metazoa, Arthropoda, Arachnida, Sarcoptiformes, Pyroglyphidae.
CAACAACAACUAAAACUAAAACUUGAAUUAAUCAAACUUUUUUUUGUGUUCAUCAGAAAUGAAAAAUGAUCGAUUCAUGAGUGAUAUACCUUAAUGGUCCCUUUUCUUCUAUAUCUUUGCUGUGUUUGGAUCUGAUUUUUUUUUCUUUUGUUCUUCAUCGUUAUCAGAAGAAAAUGAAAUAGGAGUGAAAACGACAAUACAAACAUAGCAGCCAUCUGAAAGAAGAAGAAGAAGAAGAAAAAAUGCCAGCAGCUUGUAGCCUUUUUUUGAAACGAAACUGAGUGUAUGUAUGAGAAAAAAAAACGCCAUGCAUACAUUUAUUGAACUACAGGCAAUCUCAAUUAGCAGCCCAAAAAACAUAUGCAUAUUUGGAACCGAAUUGACUGCUGCUGCUGCUGGUACAUUGCAUAUAUGAAUCAAGGAUAAUAUUAAUAUCCUAUGUGUGUAUCCUGUCAAAAUUGUUGUUCUUUGCAGAAAAAAAACAACAACAACAACAAACGAAAAACGCUAAGAAUUAGUGGUUGAAGGCAACAAAAAAAAUUCUCGACAAAACCAAAAGAAUUCUUGACGAUCGAUCGUUUCGCUUUUUUUUUCUUUGUUCUCAACUAACAAAUCAAUCAGGCCACAUUGGCGACGCGGGUUACAUAUGAGUUAUUUUCCUUUCCUCCCCUGUUAACAUUCAAACUGGAUUGGACCAUAAUCAGAACGAUAAAAAAUUUCAUGAGAAUGACAAUCGAAUAAGAAUAAAAAAUUCAACAGAAUUGAUUCAAGGAAGAAAAAAAAAAUUCAUUUUUCUCAUUUUUAUUCCUGGUCAUUAUCGUUUCAUUUGCCAUAUAAUCAUUAUUUUUAUCAUCAUCAUCAUCACCAUCAUCAUCAUCGCUGGUAAUGACUUCCGCCAACACACGCACAGCACAUUAUUAUUAUUGCCAAAAAUUAAUGUCCGAUAUUUUGUUCAGAUAACAUUGAUUUAUUUGUCAUAAAAUUGCUUUUACCAUCUUUUCAUUGUCAUUGUGAUUGAUUCGGCACAUUUUUAGACAUAAACAAGCAACGAUAAAAUCAUUUUGUGUCUUCUCUGUUUGUGCGAGUGAUUUGUGUUUGUCAACAUCAAUUCUGACCAUUCUACAUUUUCUAUGUGUCCAUGUCUAUUGUUGUCAUUUAUGGACCGUUGGAUGCCAACAUUCUAUCAUCCAUAACUACUGCAGAGAAAUAAAAUAGAAAAAAAAAACUUAAACAAAAUGGAUUACAUACGACAAUUUGAUAUUCGUUUGGAGAAAGAAAUGUAUUAUCCGGGUGAAUGCUUGGCCGGACAUGUUAUAUUGAAUACAAUGGAGAAUUUCAAAUUAAAAGCCAUACGAGUGAUAUUACGGGGCAAAGCACAAGCAGAAUGGAAAGUAAUUGUUAGUGGUGAUCGUCGAACCGUUAAGGAUGAUCAGAUAUUCAUUGAUGAUCGUUGUAGCAUAUGGGGUAAAGACGGUGAAACCGGUAUACUAACCCGAGGCCAACAUUCAUUUCCAUUUAAAUUUCAAUUACCGGAAAGUUGUCUACCGUGUAGUUUUGAAUCAAAACCAUGUCAAAUACGUUAUUAUAUAAAGGUAACCAUCGAUAUACCGUAUGCAUCACCGCCUCAAGGAAUGAAAUAUUUCACAAUCAUUGGACCACAUAUCGAUUGUAUGGAUGAACAAUAUCUGAAACCACUUGUUGGCCGUGAUAGACGUUCAAUUUGUUGCCUUUGUUGUCGUCAUGGUAUAGUUAGCCUUAAAGCCUAUUUGGAACGUUCCGGUUAUUGUUGUGGCGAAAGUAUACGUCUUAAAGCUGAAAUUGAUAAUCAAAGCGAAGAAAUUGUUCGUCUAAGAUUGAAAUUAGUUCAGCAUGUAAAUUUUUCCAUCGAACGUGGUGUUUUGGGCCUAAGUAAAGAAUUAACACAUACCGUGCUUGAAUAUCUGGGUGAAGAUGUACAGCCAUCGCAAAAAUUUCGUUUCGACAGUACCGAUAGUCUAGUGGUACCGGUAAUGCCACCUACAUUGUUGAAUAUCUGUAAAUUAUUGCAAAUAUAUUAUAUCCUAACUGUUUGGAUCGAAAUGGAAAAAUCCAAUGAUGACUUACAUCUUAAUUUUCCAUUGACCAUUGCUACAUGUCCGUUUAGGAUACCGAAUUCAAAUAAACAGCCCAUCAUUGACUACGAUGUAUGCUGUGAUCAUGUUGAAGGUGGCCAAUAUAUUGGACCAGAAUUUCAAUUAGGUCAAGUAUAUGAUGGAUCAUUGGGCAUGGAAGAAGGUGAAACCAUUGUUCUUUAUCGUCCUGUUUAUGUUUGUGUUCGAAAAUCUACUUCUCAUCAAUCACAAUCAACACAGCCGCAACAACAGCAACAGCCGCCCACAAUAUCAAAAGGAACUAAAUCAGAAACGCCUAGUUCGCACAUACACCAUCAUCAUCAUCAUCAUCAACAACAACAACAACAACAACAUUAUGCCCAUCAACAUCAUCAUCAACGGAAUCAAUCAGAAUCAUCAACGUUGACCAAACAAAGACAGCAAUCCAUCAAUAAUGAGCUUACAAAAAAUUGUGGUGAUCCUGGACCAAGUCGUCAUUGUUGAUUUUUGAUUUUGAUGAUGAUGAUGGUGAUGAUGAAAAGUCAAUCAAAUCAAU